AGAGUUGUAAGAGAAAAACUUAAUUUAACAACAAUAUUAAAUACGCAAAUGUUUUGUUGAAGAUAGUAUUAUUUAAUAGAAAAACUUGAUAAGAAUUCUACAAACGUAUAAUUGAAAAAUAAACAAUACUAUAUAGAUUAUAGGCAUUAAAUGAAAACAGACCAAACCAAACUAUUCAUAUAACAAAGCAAACAAAAGAAUCAAAAAAGACAAAAAUAUUGAUUCAUUUAUUUUUAAAAAGAAAUGAAAUAAUUGUGUGACGACAUAAAAAUAAAAGUAAAAAUACAAGAUUAGUAAUUGUGCUCUCAUAACCUAAAGAGGGUAAUCCCCGAAGAAAUCCAUAAGCAAACAAUAAAAUACAUUAAACGAGUUGAAAUUUUCUCUUCUUGUUCCCAUUAGUCAGAUUGUUUUGUUUAAGAGUUUGUGAAAGGAUACAGAGCCAAUUUCUAAAUAAUGUCUGACGAGGAAUCAUUUGUUAUUUUGGGAUCAUCUCCCAUGUCAUCGUUGGAAGUGGAUGGUGGGGAUACUAAGAAUAAUUUGAGAACAUCAUCUUUACAAUCCGAUACACCAGGCAGCCGUUUUUCAUCUUUAAAAAGUAGCCAAAUGAGCGAUUUGCAAAAUGCUCAAGAAAUUGUGACACAAGCACGAGAUGAAAAUCUCAUACAGCCAGAGAGGUCCAAUCCUGUUAUUAGUAGCUUUAUAAAAUCACGUAAAAGUAGUGCCUCAUAUAUAAAAGACAAUGAUGAAAGUGAUGUAAGGGAAUUCCAUGAUUGUCGUAAUAUACAGCCAGAAACGGCUGUUUCUGCAAUGGGGAUACAACCAAAAACUCAAGACAUUGAAUGGGCUGUCGCACAAAUGGCUGAACCAACAUUAAUAAAAUCUAAGACAGAUUUUGUACACCGUAAAUUGGAUGACCCGGUAUUUAGGAGCAUGAUCAAAACAGCAGUAGAAAAAGAUAUAUCUGGCAGUCAUUUGUCAUAUUUAAAAAAGAGUCAGAUAAUUGAUUCACGAAGUGACAUACAGCCAGAAAUGGCCGAUCCAGGUAUAAAAAUUGCAAAACCAAAUCUCAUUCAGCCAGAAAUGGCUGAUCCUACAAUAAUAAUACAACGCAAAUCACAAGAUAGGCAACAACAAUUAUGGAGUAGAGAACCGCAGGUCCAAGUAGAAGAAAAUAUGAUGCCAUUCAAUUUAGAGGACUGUGCUCUAAAAUCUCCCCUUGAGCAAAAGCAAGAACAACAAUUAGAAAAAAAUGUUAUACAGGCGACUACUAUAAACUCAACAAAUGGAAUUAGUAGUUUUGUUGAGAUCACCAACAACAAAUCGACUUCGAGCAGUAAUAAAUCAACACCCCCAUUAUCGGUGGACAAUAAUUUGGCUUCGAGUUUUCUAAUGGGAGAAGUCAAUGCUGAUGUUCUAAAGACCAGUGUUUACUCGCAGUUUCCCAGUAUAUCCAUGGAGGCUUGUGCAGAAGAUGUUGUUAAAUUACAAAACAUGGUUACCGAGUACUCUCAGUUGAAAACCACUAUUAAAAAAGCGAAUAAUACAAUGAAACAAUUUUAUAACAAUUCAUUGCAAUGGAAGGAAAAAAUGAAGACAAUGGAAGAAAAAUAUAAAAAUCGAUUGGACGGUUGUCAAAGAGAGAUUGAAGUGUUGCGCAAACAAAAUCAAGAAUUAGAAAGCAGUUUCAAGAGCCAAAUUGAAGCCUUAGAAAUUGCGCGUAAAAAGGAUCGUGAAGAGACCGUACAAGAAAUUUCCGAAAAAAAUGCUUUAGUGGAAAAUAUGAGAGCCCAAAUUAUAAAAUUGGAACAGCAGCAAAUGGCCUCGUUUGAAUUUGUAGCACAAACUCAAGGCGAGCAGAAAACCGAACAGUUUAAUCAAGUUUUUAUAACACGACGCGAACACAAUGAUAAAAUUAAACAAUUAGAAAGAAAAUUAUCCGAGAUGCUGGCUUCGAAUCUAGAUUUUAAAGAUAUAGAGACACAGUAUGUAGACGAAUUAAAUUGCCUGAAAGUGAACUUAGUUGCAUCUGAGGAAUUGCAUAAAAAGUAUCGUGCUGAAAUUGCCGAGCUCGUAGAGGCCAAUAGAAAAGGACAACAACAAAUGGUUGAAUUAGAAAAAUCUAUAGAAGAGUUAACCAGGGCGAAUGAGCAACAAUGUGAACGCAUUUCAUUGUUGGAACAUCAAAAUGAAGUGCAUCGCAAGGAUUUCGAAAUGGAGCAGGAAAGUCGCCAGACCGCUGUAAAGGAAAAACAACAAAUAUUACAAGAUUUAAGAAAUUUGCAAAGAAAAAAUCAAGAACUCAUUGAGGAACAUCAAAAAAUAGCGCAAAGUUAUCAGAAAAAGUAUUCCUCAGCAGAAGCAAUGCAAACAUCGCAAAUAACUGCCGCUGCAGCAGCCGCUCAAACGUACUUGAAUAACCCCCAAAGACCCAUACGAGUAAGCACUGCUUUACCGUCACCAUCUACAGCACAGCGAGUUGCACUGCACAUGUGUCCUAUUUGUAAUAAAGCAUUCAAUUCUUUGAAUAUUUUGGAAAGUCAUGUUCAGGAUUGCUUAGAUAAAAAUUAAUUAUCAACGUAUAUCGAUAAAAUAUACAUAUAUAAAAAAAUAUUUAUAUUUUUAGGCAUGUAGGAGUUAUAAUCCAUGGUAACAUGUAUUGAUUUAUGAAAUAAUAGAAGGGAGAUUCUAUAUCAAAAUGUACAAGAGCAAAAUUUGUCAUCGCCGUUUUGAAUGAAAUUCAGCAUAAAUAUAGAAAUUUACUAGAAUCAUAAAUGCUUGGAACUUGCGUUCUCAAAUUAUCAACAAUAUUAAAUACCUUAACUAAAUUCUAACUAACAAGUGGCUAACUUUUUGUGAGUAAAUUUCUAUAAGGGAAAGUUUGGUAAGAAAUUUCCGAACGGAGUGUGUGUUAGGCAUGAAAAAAAACAAAAGCUGUCACGUUAUUAUGUGUAGAAAGUUGUUUGUAUGUAAGUUUAGGUCAAAAUUUGUAACUGAAUUUUGAACCAAAGACUGGAAAAUUCGAAGUUAUGUUCGAAAAAAUUGUAAUAUUCAAAAAUUCGAACUCAUGUUCGAAAAAUUUUCAAAGAUGUUCAAAUAAUAAACAUGAGUAUUCUUAAAAAAUACUUUUAGUUUUAAUUAAGACCAAUUUCAUACAUUUUCCAAUUUCGAACUUAAAAAUUUUUGAAAAAACUUAAUUCAAAAUUUAUGAGUUCAAGUUUUUUAAAAUAUGAUCAACAAUUCGAAUUUAAAUUCGAAAUAUUAGAGGAGCUCUAAAUAUAAAAAUAAUAAUGGAAAAACAUUUUUUAAAAAGCUUUUAUUUAAUUGCUCUUAAAAGAAUAAACUUUAAUUUGAAUAUAAUUUUGUCGCCACAAGUCCAGCAUCAGAAAAAUAUUGCAAACAACUUUUAUGUCAUAUAAAUUGCAUAAUGUAAUAAAUAGUUUGAUUUAAUCAUUUUUACAAAUAUGUUUUAUAAUUAUUUUAUCACAUUAGUCUGCAAUGCAACACCUCGUUUCCUAUAAGUUCUUAAACGCAUCACCUUUUUUGUAACACAAAUUCUGUGCUUUUUGAUAUAGAUUUUCAUGUAGAAAAUAAAUGUUAGAAAUAAUAAACUUUGUUAAGACCAUUUUGUUUUAUUACAGUGUUUUUUAACCCUAUAAUAAACAAAAUAAAUCAUCAUGUAAAUAAAAAAUUAAUUAAAUAAAAACUAAUAUUAAGCAUUCAAAUAAA
This is a messenger RNA of Calliphora vicina (urban bluebottle blowfly), 3726 nucleotides long. It is a transcript of the gene key, whose product is annotated as kenny. Gene Ontology annotation, molecular function: K63-linked polyubiquitin modification-dependent protein binding. The coding region runs from base 454 to 2568 and encodes 704 amino acids. Gene Ontology annotation, cellular component: cytoplasm; nucleus. Gene Ontology annotation, biological process: regulation of canonical NF-kappaB signal transduction. The transcript is spliced from 6 exons. The record is from RefSeq and is a predicted model, not a curated record. NCBI's taxonomy places the organism in Eukaryota, Metazoa, Arthropoda, Insecta, Diptera, Calliphoridae.